AUGCAAACGUCAAAAAUACGUCCUGUCUUUAAGUACGCUGUUAUUAAUUUUAAUUGGUUCAGGUUUGUUUCGACUGUCAACAACAUAGCAGUAAACACAUCUGAAACGACACGGAAACUGAAGUCAUGGGAGGAGAUUCCUGGUCCAUCGUCUUUGCCAAUUAUAGGUGCUCUUCAUCAUUUUCUUCCAAAUGGUCUUCUGUACACAACUGAGGGAUUUGAGAUGCAAGAACGAUUAUAUAAAGCGUUUGGACCCAUCGUGAAACUGCCCGGUAUGUUUGGUGCACCGAGUUUAGUUUUACUUUUUGAUGCAGAGAGUAUGGCACAUGUUCUGCGAAGUGAGAACUGGAUGCCGAAGCGUCCUGGGUUCCAAUCAUUACAACAUUAUAGAAAAGAAUAUAAGAAAAGUGAUGGCAAUCCUGACAGAAUUACGGGACUUGUAACUGAUCAAGGCGAACAAUGGAAGAAGCUGCGCUCCAUGGUUAAUCCUGUGAUGCUGCAGCCGAAAACUAUAAGGCUCUACUCCACGAUACUUGACGAAGUAGCUGUAGAUAUGAUUGAAAGGAUGAGAUCAAUUCGUGAUGAGAAUAAUAUGAUAAGAGGUGAUUUAAGCGAAGAAAUGAACUUAUGGGCUUUGGAGUCUAUUGGGGUUGUAGCACUCGGCGGUCGCCUCAAUUGCUUUGAUCCUAAUCUACCUGCGGAUUCUCCUGUGAAAAAGCUCAUUCAAAUAGUACAUGACUUUUUCAAUACCGCGAACAAGUUAGAUUUUCAACCGAGUCUAUGGCGAUAUUACCCAACUAAAACUUACAAGAGAGCGAUGAAAUUAUAUGAAGAGCAAGAAAACUUGAAUAGAUAUUUCAUUAAAAAUGCCAUGGACAAGUUACAAUCAAAAAACAGUUCAGAAAAUGAGAAAGGAAUUUUAGAGAAGCUGCUUGAGAUUGACGAACACGUUGCAAUUUUAAUGGCGAGCGAUUUGUUAUUCGCGGGUGUUGACACCGCAGCCCAUACAAUAAUACCAAUAUUUUAUUUUCUGGCAACAAAUCCUGAAAAGCAAAAUAAAUUGAGAGAUGAACUAUUAUCGAAAUCGGAUAAACGACCAUAUCUGAAAGCGUGUAUUAAAGAAGCUAUGCGAAUGAUGCCAGUAGUGGCGGGUAAUAUGAGAGAAACUUCGAAAGAGUACAACUUACUUGGAUAUAAAAUACCAAAACAGACUUAUGUGACAUUCGCACAUCAGUAUACUUCUAUGAUGGACUCUCAUUACCCGAGACCACGCGAGUACAUUCCGGAACGAUGGGUAGUUGAUAAAGACGAUCCCUUGUACCACGGCAAUGCUCAUCCGUUUGCCUUUAGUCCUUUUGGAUUUGGAGUCCGAGGCUGUAUAGGGCGUCGCAUAGCUGAGUUGGAGUUGGAAGCGUUCCUUGCUCGUGUCGUUCAGAACUUCCACAUAGAGUGGUAUGGAGAACCACUUAAACAAUAUCAAAGCUCUUUGAAUUACGUAAAAGGGCCUUUUAAUUUUACCUUUAAAGACGUAUGA
Molecule: messenger RNA, 1533 nt
Organism: Parnassius mnemosyne (clouded apollo)
Lineage: Eukaryota; Metazoa; Arthropoda; Insecta; Lepidoptera; Papilionidae
Source: the annotation of a GenBank genome assembly